CUUGCUUUCGCCAUUGCCGAACUCAGGCGCGCGCGUCGUUGAAAUCAGGCGCCGGCGUCGUUAUCGGUGUCACCGAGCAUGUCGACCCCAAUGAUGCCCAACAACAUGGGCGCGCCCAUGCAGGGCUCCCCCAUGCGACCAGAUGCACAACUGGCACAAUUACUCAGCCGGAUAUCCUUACUCCGACAGAACCCAGCCGAGGCGAAGUUCCCAGGAGAGUUGCAGAAGCUGACCAUGAUGGCGCAGCAGUUCCACAUGCGCAAUAUGGCUAUGGCCAACGGACACGCGAAUGCGAACGGCACAAAUCUGGAUCCCGCGCAGCAGGCGGCUUUGAGAGCUACGAGUCCCCUCACCUUCAAUGAGGAUCAAGUCAACGUCCUCAAAGCGCAAGUCCAGGCGUUCAAGUACCUCUCCCGUGGCAUGCCUGUCCCGGAACCGAUUCAGGCUGCUAUGCGCGUGCCCCACAACACCCUCAACGACCUCCAGAAGCUCAUGACGGGGCAAGACGUGAAGACGCGCAUUGCGGACAGCGCGGUGAAGGCGGCCAGGGGAGAGACUGUGGCCCCAGAGGACGCACCAAAGACUGAGGACCCGGACAUCGACCCCGCCAAACUUCCCAAGGGCCCUUUCCUAGAAGAGGAUGUCAACUCUGGCAUCUACCCCUACAACUCCUAUCGACACCCCUUCUCCCACCUCCGGCGCCAGAAAGACGCCGACCCGGCGAUGUUCGAGAGUCGCCUCCAGCGCCUUCUUGUCCCUACCGUUAUGCCCACUGGGCUCGACGCGCACCAGAUCAUCGCUGAGCGCGAUUCUUUCAUAGAUGCGCGGAUAAACCAGCGAAUCCGGGAGUUGGAGAACAUCCCAGCAACCAUCGGCGACGGUGGCCUCGAAGACAACAUGGAUCUCGACGUGAAGGAGGAAAAGGUCAAGGAUGAGAACACCGAUAAAGACCUUAGCUCCCUCGUUCACCCCGCGCCCAACGCCCACGGCAAGCUCCGCGCGCUCAUCGAGCUCAAGUCGCUCAAGCUCAUCGACAAGCAGCGUAGCCUCCGCGCGCUCGUCGCCGAGCGCCUGAUCCAUGGCGCCAUGCUCCCCAUCACGCGUACCGACUUCCGCCGCACGCGCAAGCCGACGGUGCGCGACGCGCGCAAGACGGAGAAGCUCGAGCGCGACCAGCGCGUCGAGCGGGAGCGACGCGCGAAGCACAAGCACGUCGCGCAGCUGAACGUGAUCUGCACGCACGGGCAGGAGGUGCGCAACGCGAACACGGCGGUGCGCGACAGGUUGGGCCGGCUCGCGAAGAGCGUGCUGCACUUCCACACGGUGACGGAGAAGGAGGAGCAGAAGCGCAUAGAGCGGAUCUCCAAGGAGCGUUUGAAGGCGCUGAAGGCGGACGAUGAGGAGGCGUAUAUGAAGCUCAUCGACACGGCGAAGGAUACGCGUAUCACGCACUUGUUGCGGCAGACGGACUCGUAUCUGGACUCGCUGGCGCAGGCCGUGAGGGCGCAGCAGAGCGAGGGUGGGAGCAUGGUGCCGCUGCCGACAGAGGCGACGAACGAGGCCACGUUCGGCGCGCAGGUCGAUCCGUACGAGAGCACGGAGGACAAGUCGAAGGUCGACUACUACUCGAUCGCGCAUCGUAUUCCGGAGAAGAUCACGAAGCAGCCGAGCCUGCUCGUCGGUGGCACGCUCAAGGAAUACCAGCUCAAGGGCUUGCAGUGGAUGGUCAGCCUGUACAACAACCGCCUGAAUGGCAUCUUAGCAGACGAGAUGGGUCUCGGAAAAACCAUCCAAACGAUUUCUCUCAUCACCUUCCUCAUCGAGGUCAAGCGGCAACGCGGGCCGUACCUGGUCAUUGUCCCGCUCUCGACGAUGACGAACUGGGCGGGCGAGUUUGCCAAAUGGGCCCCCGCGGUGAAGGUCAUUUCGUACAAGGGCAACCCUGCGCAGCGUCGUGCCUUGCAGGGCGAGCUUCGCAACUCCAACUUCCAGGUCCUCUUGACGACGUAUGAGUACAUCAUCAAGGACCGCCCGCAUCUGAGCAAGCUGCGCUGGGUGCAUAUGAUCAUCGAUGAGGGUCAUCGUAUGAAGAACACCCAGAGCAAGCUUUCGCAGACGCUUACUACCUACUACCGCUCCAACUACCGCCUCAUUCUCACCGGUACCCCGCUUCAGAACAACCUUCCCGAGCUCUGGUCCCUCCUCAACUUCGUCCUGCCCAAGGUCUUCAACUCCGUCAAGAGCUUUGACGAGUGGUUCAACACGCCGUUCGCGAACGCCGGCACGGGCGACAAGAUCGAGCUGAACGAGGAAGAGGCCCUGCUCAUCAUCCGGCGCCUGCACAAGGUGCUCCGCCCCUUCCUGCUGCGUCGCCUGAAGAAGGACGUGGAGAGCGAGCUGCCAGACAAGCAGGAGAAGGUGAUCAAGGUCCGGAUGAGCGCGCUGCAGAGCCAGUUGUACAAGCAGAUGAAGAAGUACAAGAUGAUCGCGAACGGGAAGGGGAAGGGGCAAAGCACGGGUGGGGUCAAGGGCCUGAGCAAUGAGCUGAUGCAGCUGCGGAAGAUCUGCCAGCAUCCUUUCCUCUUCGAUGAGGUGGAGGAUGUGGUCAAUACGACGCAGCUCAUUGACGAGAAGAUCAUUCGCUCGUCAGGCAAGGUUGAGUUGCUCAGCCGAAUUUUGCCCAAACUCUUUGCGACCGACCAUCGAGUCCUUAUCUUCUUCCAAAUGACCAAAGUCAUGGACAUCAUGGAGGACUUCUUGAAGAUGAUGGGCUGGAAGUACUUGCGCCUGGACGGUGGCACGAAGACGGAGGAGCGUGCCUCCUACGUGCAGCUGUUUAACGCCAAGGACUCGGACAUCCGCGUCUUCAUCCUCUCCACUCGUGCUGGCGGUCUCGGUUUGAACUUGCAGACCGCCGACACUGUCAUCAUCUUCGACUCCGACUGGAACCCCCACGCCGAUUUGCAAGCUCAGGAUCGUGCGCAUCGUAUCGGUCAGACGAAGGCCGUGCUCAUCCUUCGGUUCAUCACGGAGAAGAGUGUGGAGGAGGCGAUGUACCAGCGUGCGCGGUAUAAGCUCGACAUCGAUGGCAAGGUCAUUCAAGCCGGUCGUUUCGACAACAAGUCCAGUCAGGAGGAGCAAGAAGAGUUCUUGCGCGCUAUUCUCGAAGCCGACCAGGAGGAGGAAAGCGAGGAGUCGGGCGACAUGAACGACGAGGAGCUCAACAUGCUUCUGGCUCGUGACGACAGCGAGCGCGAGGUCUUCCAACGGAUUGACGCUCAACGCGAGCGCGAAGCCGAGGAGAUGUGGCGCGCCGCUGGCAACAGGGGCAAGCCCCCUCCGCCGCUCAUGCAGCUCGAGGAGUUGCCUGAGUGCUACCAGAAGGAGGAGCCAUUCGUCCCCGACGAGUUGGAAGAGGUGGCCGAGGGCCGCGGCACGCGCAAGCGCAACGUCGUCAGCUACAACGACGGCUUGUCGGACGACGCGUGGGCGAUGGCAUUGGAGGAAGGCGAAGACCUCGAAGAGCUGUCCGAGCGGAAUCGCAAGCGCCGCACCGUUGACCGCCUGCGCGACGACUCCUUGCGCGGGACCCCUGUCUCCGACACCGAAAGCCGUGACGGGCGCGGCAAAAGGCGCAAAGGCAAGGGUCGUAUGGCUGCGCCUGACUUCGGCGGCAGCGAAGUCGGCUCGAAGCGCAAGCGCGGUGCGGGCAAGUCGAACUCGGUCACACCCUCGAUCGACGGGUACGAGGACGAGACGCCGAGCAAGCCCAGCAAGCGGCGCAAGGUGCCUGACGUCAGCCCCGAGGUGCGCGAGCGCAUGAAGAGGGCAUUCAACGAGUGCUACCAGGCCGUCUGCGCGGUGGAGGACUCGAGCGAUCCAAAGUUCCCCAAUCGCAAGAGAUGCGAGCUUUUCAGGGAGGUUCCGAACUCCAAGGAAUACCCCAACUACCGCGCGGUCAUCAAGCAGCCCAUCGCGCUCUCGCACCUGCGCAAGCGCGCGCAGAGCAACUACUACAAGGACGUGCAGGCGUACCGCGCGGAUUGGAAGCUGAUGUUCCGCAACGCGUACACCUAUAACGAGGAGAACUCUUGGGUGUGGGUCGAUGCGAAGGAGCUGGAGCGCGUCUUCGACGAGACGUACGACCGCGUGAUCGCAGGCUCCGGGCUUCCUGGCGCAGGGCCGCCUGCGGAGGGCGGGAGCGCGUACGACUCGGCGUUGACACCCAUGGACGAGGAUGACAGACCGCUGCCACCGAGGCGGACGGGGUCGAAGCGUCAGCAGGUUGUGAGCGAUGACGAGUACAACUCGGAGGAGGAGUAGGGGGUGUGCUUUGUACUUGUCGCGCUGUCUUCCUGCCUUUGCUAUGUAUACGUUGUGCUGUCUUUAGAUCGAGUUAUUUGGGACGUUUUGUAUUGUACCCUUCUUGCGUCUUGCUGUGAGAUUGACCUAAGAAGAGGGAGGCUCGAUAUGGUACUCUGGGAACUCGUAC
Schizophyllum commune H4-8 is the source of this 4492-nucleotide messenger RNA. RefSeq lists its product as uncharacterized. Gene Ontology annotation, molecular function: histone binding; ATP binding; DNA binding. The coding region runs from base 94 to 4323 and encodes 1409 amino acids. Gene Ontology annotation, cellular component: nucleus. Gene Ontology annotation, biological process: positive regulation of transcription by RNA polymerase II. The record is from RefSeq and is a predicted model, not a curated record. Lineage: Eukaryota; Fungi; Basidiomycota; Agaricomycetes; Agaricales; Schizophyllaceae. The transcript has 10 exons.